GGCGAGGGGCAGCAAAAGAAGUGGUGGUGGUGGGCGUCGUGGCCAUGGCGGCGGCUAUCGCCAGCUCGCUCAUCCGUCAGAAGAGACAAGCCCGCGAGCGCGAGAAAUCUAACGCCUGCAAGUGUGUCAGCAGCCCCAGCAAAGGCAAGACCAGCUGCGACAAAAACAAGUUAAAUGUCUUUUCCCGGGUCAAACUCUUCGGCUCCAAGAAGAGGCGCAGGAGGAGACCAGAGCCUCAGCUAAAGGGUAUAGUUACCAAACUGUACAGCCGGCAAGGCUACCACUUGCAGCUGCAGGCAGAUGGAACCAUCGAUGGCACCAAAGACGAGGACAGCACUUAUACUCUGUUUAACCUCAUCCCUGUGGGUCUUCGAGUGGUGGCUAUCCAAGGAGUUCAAACCAAGCUGUAUUUGGCAAUGAACAGCGAGGGAUACUUGUACACCUCAGAACAUUUCACACCUGAGUGCAAAUUCAAAGAAUCAGUAUUUGAAAAUUAUUAUGUGACAUAUUCAUCGAUGAUAUACCGUCAGCAGCAGUCAGGCCGAGGGUGGUAUCUGGGUCUGAACAAAGAAGGAGAGAUUAUGAAAGGCAACCAUGUGAAGAAAAACAAACCUGCAGCCCAUUUUCUGCCUAAACCACUGAAAGUGGCCAUGUACAAGGAGCCGUCGCUGCAUGAUCUCACGGAGUUCUCCCGAUCUGGAAGUGGGACCCCAACCAAGAGCAGAAGUGUCUCCGGCGUGCUGAACGGAGGCAAAUCCAUGAGUCACAAUGAAUCAACGUAGCCAGUGAGGGCAAAACAAGGGCUCUGUAACAGAACCUUACCUCCAGGUGCUGUUGAAUUCUUCUAGCAGUCCUUCACCCAAAAGUUCAAAUUUGUCAGUGACGUUUACCAAACAAAGGGGCAGAGUUCACUAUUCUAUCUGCCAUUAGGCCUUCUUAUCAUACUAACUCCCCAUAAUUUAUAUUGAGCUUGUGCAGAAGAAUGCCAAGCAUUAUCAGAAAAUGAAAUCUGGGGGAAGGACUGCCAAAAUUUAUCAUGAUCUCACCUAUACUUUGGGGGUGGCAAACCAAAAAUAUUUCACAGCACUGAUGCUGGUAAAAAUUUGUUCUCCUGUCAAGAAAAUUUAAAAGACCACAAUUGUUCUUUAAAAACAAAUAAAAAAAAGGUGAAACAAAAUUAACUGCUUAAAUGUUUUGUAGGGGCAAACAAAAUUAUGUGAACUGUGUUGUUUUCUUGGCUUAAUGUUUUCUAUCUAUGCUUCAUUCAAAUGUACUCUUUACUUUGAUAUAGUGCAACUUUAUGAUUUCUGAAAUUCAAUGGUUCUAUUGACUCUGUGUCACUGAAUCCAAAACAACCAAAUUCAGGGUUGAAUCUGAAUUGGCAUCUCAGGCUCAAGGUAACAGUAUUCUUGUGAUUUUACCAACUUUUCUUUUUCAGAUUUGUAGUAUUUUGGUCAAAUUCUUGUGCUGUACUUUGUGCGUAGCAAUUGAGUUGUAUCGUCAACCCCAGUCAGUGAAGAUAACUUUCAAAAGAGUAUCCUCAAGUGUAGAUUUCUCUUAAUUCCAUUUGUGUAUCAUGUUAAAUUAUUGUCGUGACUUCUUGUGUAAAGACAGGAUCUGUGGAACUGUGAUGUUGUCUUUUGUGUUGUUAAAAUAAGAAAUGUCUUUAUCUGUAUAUGUAUGAGUCCUCAUGUCAUUGUAUUUGGCACGUGACUACUGUGUACAAGGAAAUGUUAAGACUGGUUACCCCUAAACAACAUAUAUUAUACUUGCUAUUGGAAAAGUGUUUAAGACUUAGCUAGGUUUCCAUUUAGAUCUUCAUAUCUGUUGCAUGGAAGAAAGUUGGAAUCUUGGCAUAGAGUUGCAUGAUAUGUAAGAUUUUGUGCAUUAAUAAUUGUUAAAAUCUGUGUUCCAAAGUGGACAUAGCAUGUACAGGCAGUUUUUCUGUCCUGUGCACAAAAAGUUUAAAAAAAAAGUUGUUUAAUAUUUGUUGUUGUAUACACAAAUACGCACCGAAUAAACUCUUUAUAUUCAU
Tupaia belangeri chinensis (Chinese tree shrew) is the source of this 2035-nucleotide messenger RNA. It is a transcript of the gene FGF13, whose product is annotated as fibroblast growth factor 13. The transcript has 5 exons. The record is from RefSeq and is a predicted model, not a curated record. Lineage: Eukaryota; Metazoa; Chordata; Mammalia; Scandentia; Tupaiidae. Gene Ontology annotation, molecular function: growth factor activity. Bases 45 to 782 code for a protein of 245 amino acids.